Molecule: messenger RNA, 3159 nt
Organism: Nothobranchius furzeri (turquoise killifish)
Lineage: Eukaryota; Metazoa; Chordata; Actinopteri; Cyprinodontiformes; Nothobranchiidae
Gene: mlnr
Product: motilin receptor
Biological process (GO): G protein-coupled receptor signaling pathway
Cellular component (GO): plasma membrane
Molecular function (GO): G protein-coupled peptide receptor activity
Source: RefSeq, a predicted model, not a curated record
CUUCAGACUCCAUUCUCUGAUUCUGCUGCUGGAGCUGCUGAUCUCCGUUGCCACUCAGGGGAGUCGACUCCGACCAAGAAAAUUUUAAAAGAUCCCAUUUACGUCUCCUGAAACCCAUCAUGUCCUGGGCCAGACCUGAGGUGGACCUGCAUGCUGGUGAAGCAGAGGCAACGAACCCCUACAGCCUUGAUGACCACCACUUUGAGGGUUCCCUGUUCCCCACCUCCACCCUCAUCCCCAUCACAAUCAUCUGCAUCCUCAUCUUCAUCGUCGGGGUGACGGGCAACACCAUGACGAUCCUCAUCAUCCAGCACUUCAAGGACAUGAAGACCCCCACUAACCUGUACCUAUCCAGCAUGGCUGUUUCUGACCUGAUCAUUUUCCUGUGCUUGCCCUUUGACCUUUACCGCCUAUGGAAGUAUGUGCCCUGGCUUUUUGGGGAGGCGGUGUGCCGCUUCUACCACUACAUCUUUGAGGGCUGCACCUCUGCCACCAUCCUCCACAUCACCGCUCUGAGCAUUGAGCGUUACCUGGCCAUCAGCUUCCCCCUCAGAAGCAAGGCGAUGGUGACCCGGCGCAGGGUCCAGUACAUCAUCCUGGCCCUGUGGGGCUUCGCCCUGGUGUCUGCAGCCCCCACACUCUUCCUGGUGGGGGUGGAGUAUGACAACGAAACACACCCCGACUUCAACACGGGGCAGUGCAAGCACACCAGCUACGCCAUCAGCUCCGGGCAGCUGCACAUCAUGCUCUGGGUGUCCACCACCUACUUCUUCUGUCCGAUGCUCUGCCUCGCUUUCCUGUACGGCUCCAUUGGCUGCAAGCUGUGGAAAAGUAAAAACGACCUGCAAGGCCAGAGCUCUCUGGCCCGUGAGCGCUCGCACAGACAAACGGUGAAAAUCCUGGUGGUGGUGGUGCUGGCUUUCAUCAUCUGCUGGCUUCCCUACCACAUCGGCAGAAACCUCUUCGCCCAGGUGGACGACUAUGAGACGGCCAUGCUCAGCCAGGACUUCAACAUGGCCUCCAUGGUGCUCUGCUACCUCAGCGCCUCCAUCAACCCGGUGGUGUACAACCUCAUGUCCCGCAAGUACCGGGCUGCCGCCAAACGCCUCUUCCUUCUUCACCAGCGGCCCCGACAGGUCCGCCACGGCCAGAAGCAGCUCUGUGUGACGGAUCCGGUCUCAAACCUGAAUGAAAGCCUGACUGGGGUCUGAGGGGUCAGAGGUCAGAAGAGGAGGAGGAAACUCAGUGAGGAUGUGUGGAGGGAAACAGGGCUCAGUUCUUCACAAAACUUCAGUGCAAACUUCAUUUUCUCACUGAAAUUGACAUUUUUGUCAUAAAAAUAAUCGUUUAGAGUCAGCUUGUGCAGAAAUAUAAAUUGUUUAUGUUUCUAACUUGGAUUUUGUUUGAUACAGUGAGUUAUUUUUGUUUGUUUAUUCUCAUAAACCCCACAUAAAACCGAUAAAGGAGAACAUGAGUUGAUGAAUGCAGAUUAAACUCAAAACAGGCCCACUUCUGUCCGUCUGUGUGUGACACCGGGAACACCUGAGACCGGAGCGUUGGGAUCCGUGAGUACGUGCCGGCCAUCUCGUGUUAUCUGACAUGUUAUUAUAUUAAACCGGCUCUGAGUGAGAUUCACGCUGGCAGCCAACAUCCCUGCACCUCCACAUUCAAACUAAUGGCUGCACUUAAAAGAGGAACAAAGACAUCAGGAUGCAAGCGGCUGCAGAGCUGAUUAUUUUUUACUUUGUGUGGUCUUUCAGUUGCUUUUUUUGUACCUCGUCGACUCAAAUAGUGAAAUAAAAAAGGUUAUGCCAGAGUUCUGUUUUUUAAACCGAAAACUCCUGAAAUAAAUGAUUUUUUUUAGGUUCUGCCGGUUUUACGUUCUGUUCUUUGAACGGAGCUGUCACGAUUCUGACCAUGAAUCAUCAGGCCUUGGUUUGCACAAAUACAAAGAGACGUAAGAGUCCCUCUGGGCUGACUCAUCCGCAUGACACUGCUCUUUCCUCUUCUUUUUUUAAACCGUUAGUCUCUUCAGUAGAAAAGCGAGUGCAGCCUGUAGGCUCGCAUCCUUCAGACUAUUACUGCUGCAGGGGAGCAACACGCACAGGUUCAGAUCAUUUCUUUACUGGUAAUAAAAUGAUUUAUUCUCUAAAAAAGAAUCUACCUAAAAUACAAUAAAAAUAUCUAAUUCAUUCAUUUUGGAUAAAAACAAAAACAAAGCUACACUAAAAGUAUGUCGAUAUGUUUAUUUCAGAGUGGCCCUUAAUCAGUUUAUCUAAAUAAUCCCAUAAGACGAGCGUUCCCUCCCGCUGCUUUAUUAAAUUACUCUGUCCUGGGAUUUUCUAAAUGAUAUUUCCAUGAAACACAAAUCAGCUCAUUAUGUGUGUAUAAGUCGUUUAACACACUUCUAAAUGAUACUGCAUUAGGCUCUUGUGCAUCUGUUCAUAAUUGUUAUUUAAUUAUGUUAUUCUGCUUUUUUUAGUCACAAGUUUUAUUAUUUUCUUUUGCCAGCUCAUCUGUUCUUGUCAGUGUUGUUCCAACCACCAGGUGGAGACAAAGUACUGCAUACAGCCAGCACACAUAGUUAGUCCCCAUAUGGAAUAAAUAUGGGCAAGUCGUAUGGGUCCCACCAGGGUUUGUCCGCGGUUUCCAAGGUGGCCCCAGACGGGUUUGCCCAGAAAGAUUUUUGUCCACGUAGAUUUUAACGGGCCCUUUAAGGGUUUUCAGAGGGUUUGACUUAAACACCAGCUCAUUAAAUCUUUGUGAGCAUUUAUGAGACACAACGUUGCUGUAAUAUUACGCUGAUUUGCCGGCACAAAUGUUUUUUAUUUUUUUGUUGCACUAUUUAAAAUUUAUGUUGACCAAUAAAAGCUUAGCCAUCCUGGUUGGGUCAUUCCAAAGACUUUAAAACGAGGCCCAAGUCCUCCUAGCUUGACACUCGGCUUUAAAGGGUUGGAUUGGGGGGUUAAACCACCAAAUAGUUCCCGAGCGCAGCCGCUGCUGCAGCUCACCCCUCCUCACAGGAUGGGUGAAAUGCAGAGUUCUCCAGUGUGUGGUGAUGAUGAGUAUUGGGACUUUAUAAUGACAUUUACAUUAAAAAUGAGAUAGAAUUAAUAAAAGUAAGGUUAUAUUAAUGUACCUUAAUAAUAUUGAACUUCA